GGAGGGAGAAAUUUCUAUAUAACAAAAACUAAAAUAAAAUCAUUUCUUUUAAAAAAAAAAAUUAUGUUCCUUCUUUUCGCAGUGGAACUUUAUUUUAUUUGAACAUAUAUAUAAAAACAACUGGUCACAAAUUCAUGCUUGAGGAUUAAUUGUUGGAUUUCUCCACAUUUUUCCGGAUUUUAUUACUUUGGAUCUCCUGCUUUAAGCAGACCGCAGGUUUGUGUUUGUGUUCAUCAUGAAGCUGCCGGGGAUAUUUUUGUUAUUGAUGCUUUGGACCUGCGAGGCUGCGAGAGUCGCAGAGAGUCGAGACGACAAUAGCGUGUAUGACUUGUUUGAGCUCGUCAAAGUCCCCAGCAAGAACCACGGGGUGACCCUGGUGAAAGGAGACGACCCGUACAGCCCCGCCUACAAGAUCCUCAACCCGGACCUGAUCCCCCCGGUCCCCGAGAACUCCUUUAGGGACCUGAUCGAUUCCAUACAUGCCGAGCGGGGUUUCCUCCUACUGCUCAACUUUAAGCAGUUCAGACGCACCAGGGGAAGCCUCCUGACUGUGGAGAAGAAGGAUGGAUCCGGACCCGUGUUUGAGAUCGUCUCAAACGGCAAAGCGAACACCUUGGACAUUGUUUUCUCCACCGAGAACAAGCAGCAGGUGGUUUCCAUCGAAGAUGUGGGUCUGGCUACGGGUCAGUGGAAGAAUAUCACGCUGUUCGUGCAGGAGGACUGGGCAAAGCUGUACGUGGGAUGCGAUGAGGUGAACACCGCCGAACUGGAUGCGCCAAUUCAGAGCAUCCUGACGCAGGAGACUCCGGCCAGCGCGCAGCUCAGGGUUGGCAAGGGAGCCGUGAAGGACAAGUUCACGGGGGUCCUACAAAACGUGCGGUUUGUGUUUGGAACGACUCUGGAAGCGAUUCUACGCAACAAAGGAUGCCAAAGCGCCAUGACUGACACCAUGGUCCUGAGGAACCUCAAUGGCUCCUCAGCCAUCAGAACUGAGUACAGUGGCCAUAAGACUAAAGACCUGCAGAUGGUGUGUGGCUUCUCCUGCGAGGACCUGCUCAGUAUGUUUAAAGAGCUGAAGGGUCUUGGUGUGGUAGUCAAGGAGCUGUCCACUGAACUCCGCAAGCUGACGGAUGAAAACAAGCUGAUUAAAUCCCGCAUUGGAAUUCACAGUGGUGUCUGUAUCCACAAUGGCAUCGUUCGCAAGAACAGAGACGAGUGGACCGUGGAUGACUGCACUGAGUGCACUUGUCAGAACUCUGCUACUGUGUGUCGCAAGAUCUCCUGCCCCCUGAUCCCCUGUGCUAAUGCUACUGUUCCCGAUGGAGAGUGCUGCCCACGCUGUGGAACACCGAGCGACUAUGCAGAGGACGGCUGGUCGCCGUGGUCUGAAUGGACCCAUUGUUCCGUGUCAUGUGGGCGUGGCAUCCAGCAGCGUGGGCGCUCUUGCGACCGUAUCAAUAACAACUGUGAGGGCACCUCUGUGCAAACCCGAGACUGUUACCUCCAGGAGUGUGACAAGCGCUUCAAGCAGGACGGCAGCUGGAGCCACUGGUCACCAUGGUCAUCGUGCUCGGUCACCUGUGGUGCUGGUGUCAUCACCCGAAUCCGCCUCUGCAACUCCCCAACUCCUCAGCUAGGAGGCAAGGACUGUGUUGGAGAAGGCCGGCAAACUGAAACGUGUACAAAGUCCCCGUGUCCCAUCAAUGGCAACUGGGGUCCCUGGUCUCCCUGGGAUUCAUGCAGUCUCACCUGCGGAGGUGGUCAACAGACCCGGAAACGCCUGUGCAAUAAUCCUGCACCACAGUAUGGCGGUAAAGAGUGUGUCGGUGAAGCCAAGGACAUCCAGAGGUGCAACAAGACCCCCUGCCCAAUCGAUGGAUGUCUGUCCAACCCUUGCUUUGCUGGUGCCAAGUGCACAAGUUUUCCCGAUGGUUCCUGGAAGUGUGGGAAGUGCCCAGCAGGAUACACUGGCAAUGGGAUCAAGUGUAAAGAUAUCGAUGAGUGCAAAGAGGUUCCUGAUGCAUGCUUUGAGUUUAAUGGGGUGCACCGCUGCGAGAACACCGUUCCAGGCUAUAACUGUUUGCCCUGCCCACCUCGUUACUCAGGACCCCAGCCGUUUGGCCAUGGUGUGGAGCAGGCUGCUGCUAAUAAGCAGGUAUGCUCACCCCGUAAUCCCUGCCUUGAUGGAAGCCAUGACUGUAACAAAAACGCCCGCUGUAACUAUCUUGGACACUUUGCUGACCCCAUGUUCCGAUGUGAGUGCAAACCUGGUUAUGCUGGCAAUGGCCAUAUCUGCGGAGAGGACACAGAUCUGGAUGGAUGGCCCAAUUCAGAUUUGGUGUGUGUGGAAAACGCCACCUACCACUGCAAAAAAGACAACUGUCCCAACCUCCCGAACUCAGGGCAAGAAGAUUAUGAUAAGGAUGGCAUUGGAGAUGCUUGUGACAAUGAUGAUGACAACGAUGGUAUUCCUGAUGAUCGGGACAACUGUCCUUUCGUGUACAAUCCCAGGCAGUAUGACUAUGACCGUGAUGAUGUGGGUGACGGCUGCGACAACUGCCCCUACAGUAGCAACCCAGACCAGACAGACACCGACAACAACGGAGAGGGAGAUGCCUGUGCAGUGGACAUUGAUGGAGAUGGCAUACUGAAUGAGAAGGACAACUGUCCCUAUGUGUACAAUGUUGACCAGAGAGACACAGAUCUGGAUGGAGUGGGAGACAUGUGUGAUAACUGCCCACUAGAACAUAAUCCUGAUCAGUUGGAUUCAGAUGAUGACCGCGUGGGAGACAAGUGCGACAGCAAUCAGGACAUUGAUGAGGAUGGACACCAGAACAACCUGGACAACUGCCCGUAUAUUCCCAACGCCAACCAGGCUGACCAUGACAAGGAUGGCAAAGGUGACGCCUGUGACCAUGAUGACGACAACGAUGGCAUCCCUGAUGAUAAAGACAACUGCAGGCUGGCGUUCAAUCCUGAUCAGCUGGACUCUGAUGGUGAUGGCCGUGGAGAUGCUUGCAAAGAUGACUUUGAUCAGGACAAUGUGCCUGACAUCUAUGACGUGUGUCCCGAGAACUUUGACAUCAGUGAGACAGACUUCCGCAAGUUCCAGAUGGUUCCUUUGGAUCCAAAAGGCACCUCCCAGAUUGAUCCUAACUGGGUUGUCCGCCACCAGGGCAAAGAGCUGGUUCAAACUGUUAACUGUGACCCUGGCAUUGCUGUUGGCUACCAUGAGUUCAAUGCAGUGGACUUCAGUGGGACUUUCUUCAUCAACACUGACAGGGAUGAUGACUAUGCCGGCUUUGUGUUUGGCUACCAGUCCAGUUCCAGGUUCUAUGUGGUGAUGUGGAAGCAAAUCACACAGACCUACUGGUCACAUAAGCCAACUAAGGCGCAAGGUUACUCUGGCCUGUCUAUCAAAGUGGUUAAUUCCACCACCGGCCCAGGAGAGCACCUCAGAAAUGCCCUCUGGCACACAGGCAACACCCCAGGACAGGUUCGCACUCUCUGGCAUGACCCAAAGAACAUUGGAUGGAAAGACUUCACUGCCUACAGAUGGCAUCUGAUCCACAGACCGAGAACAGGACACAUUCGAGUUGUCAUGUAUGAGGGUAAGAAGAUCAUGGCUGAUUCUGGUAGCAUCUAUGACAAGACAUAUGCAGGUGGCAGGCUAGGUCUUUUUGUCUUUUCACAAGAGAUGGUAUACUUCUCAGACCUCAAGUAUGAAUGCAGAGAUGCAUAAAUGUACGGCGCAGGAAGCUCUGAGGAAUGCACCUUUUUGUAUAAAGUAUGAACUUCUAUAUUCUCAUGCAAAGUCCAGGGACCGAUUUAUUGCCGCAACUCUUUCUUUUUGGGCAUGCUCACUCAGACUGGGCGAAGGGCAUAUGGUUAGCCUCAGGGUAACUUGAAGCCGGUUUGGGAAGAAAACCAACCAGCUGAAUGCCAGUUGAGGAUCAGAGAGCCCCUUCUCCACCACCAUCCUUAACAUCUAUAAGAGCAGGGAGAGGUGAAAAAACCCCAACAAAGCCUGUAGGUCACCAACACCUUUCUAUCCCCGCUCUGACUGCUUUACCCGCUCUCUGAAAGACCUCAUUCAUCUCUGUACAGGAAUGGCUCCUCAUAAACAACUAUGCACUUCCAAGUCUUUAAGUCUCUCUCUCUCUUUCCGUCUCACCUCUUCAGCCUUUUCUGCCUCACUUUCUAGAUGGACUUCCCAAAGAAAUAAAGAAGAAUAUUUCCUUUGCCUUACCAGUCUGACCAGGAUGUAGAUCCUGGACGAUACAACUUAUGCGGACUCAAAAAAUAAAGAUGACAUUUUGUAGGAAUUUUUGUUGUUAAUGAUUUAAGAAAACUGUUGAGAGGGGAGUAAGUUAGAAAUAAGGGGAAUGUGAUGCUGUGGAUAAAUGUUUGCAUGCAUGAACAGAAUGUAUGUGGAAGACUAACCAUGAAUUGAACAAGAAAGUUCUUUCAUCUUCUACCCCAGAAUCUCUGUAGAGAAGAACUAUGAACUGUGUUUGUCUCAAUUUGAAUACUUCCAAGAGCAGAGUUCCAAGUAGCACAGUAUGUAUACUGCAUACUUAAGUAAUGCCUGAAUUCAGACAAAGUUGUCUCAAACUGAACAUGCUAAAACAUGUUC
Molecule: messenger RNA, 4636 nt
Organism: Oreochromis niloticus (Nile tilapia)
Lineage: Eukaryota; Metazoa; Chordata; Actinopteri; Cichliformes; Cichlidae
Gene: thbs1b
Product: thrombospondin 1b
Biological process (GO): negative regulation of angiogenesis; cell adhesion
Cellular component (GO): extracellular region
Molecular function (GO): calcium ion binding; protein binding
Source: RefSeq, marked provisional